AUGUUCAAGUACAGAGAAGUCCUGGCACGCCUGCGCGCCGGCGAGACCGUGCGCGCGAUAGCGCGCUCGGGGUUGGUGGGCCGGGACAAGGCUACCGUCGUGCGUGAGGUAGCUCGCGCUCAGGGUUGGCUCAAGAUGGACCAGCCCUUGCCCGAGGAAACAGAUAUUGCAAGGGUGUUGGGCCAGCACAAGCCCUCGGCAAGCACGAUUAGCAACGCCGAGCCGUGGCGUAAAUUGGUCACCGAGUGGCUCGAACAAGGUGUUUCGGGCACGGCCAUUCAUGGUGCACUGUGCCGCAACCACGGCUUCACGGGCAGCUAUUCCUCGGUGGCCCGCCUGUCGCAAUCGAUCCGGGGCGCGCAGCGGCCUGAGCCCACGGUUCGCCUUCACUUCGACCCGGGCGAUGCCGUCCAAGUUGAUUUCGGUGCUGGUCCGAUGAUGAUGGACGCCGACGGUGUCGAGCGGCGCACCUGGGCGUUCGUGAUGACGCUGUGCUUUAGCCGGCAUCAGUACGUUGAGUUUGUUUGGGACCAGAGCGUGCCCACCUGGCUGGGGUGUCACCGCCGCGCCUUUGAGUGGUUUAACGGGGUGCCCCGGCGUGUGAUCAUUGAUAACGCCAAGUGCGCCAUCACCAAGGCCUGCGCCAACGACCCGCUGGUUCAACGCGCUUAUGGUGAGUGCGCGUUGGGCUAUGGCUUCAAGAUCGAUCCGUGUCCGCCCUAUGACCCGCAGAAGAAGGGCAUCGUUGAGGCGGGGGUGAAGUAUGUCAAACGCAACUUCCUGCCGCUGCGCCAAUUCCGUCACCUCACCGAUUUGAAUGAGCAGGUGCGCCACUGGGUGAUGAACGAUGCCGGCCAGCGUAAUCACGGCACCACGCGCCAGCGGCCACUGGCAUUGUUCGCGUUGGAGCGCGACAGCCUGAACAGCUUGCCACUGAUCGCGCCCGACCUGGGCAAACGAUUGUGGCUGCGCGCCACUGAUUGCUCAGUGGCCUUGUAUCACGCUCAUCAACAUAUACACACGCAUCCACGGCCCAAGCGUCGCGGUGAGCGGGUGACCGUUCGAGAUCAUUUGCCGCCCAACGCGGCAGCCUUCCUCACGCACGAUCGGCAGUACUGCCUGGAGCAGGCCAAACGCGUCGGACCGGCCUGCCAGCGUCUGGCUAGUCAGUUACUAGACGAUCGAAUUCUGGAGAAGUUGCGAACCGUGCAGAACAUCUUGCGCUUGGGCAGAACGUAUGGCCCGCAACGCCUGGACGCCGCUUGCGCCCGAGCCCUGGCCCAUGACUCGCUGUACUACCGCACCGUCAAGAGCAUCCUGGCGGGCAACUUCGACCGGCUCCCGGUCACCGAAUUGACAGACGAACCUUACGCCAGCAAAGCGCGCUUUGCGCGCGACGCCGAUGACCUGUUUACCGAGCAGCCCGGCCGGCUGCACUGA
Messenger RNA from Chondrus crispus (carragheen), 1440 nucleotides. RefSeq lists its product as hypothetical. Gene Ontology annotation, molecular function: nucleic acid binding. Gene Ontology annotation, biological process: DNA integration. The record is from RefSeq and is a predicted model, not a curated record. Lineage: Eukaryota; Rhodophyta; Florideophyceae; Gigartinales; Gigartinaceae. The transcript is spliced from 2 exons. The coding region runs from base 1 to 1440 and encodes 479 amino acids.